Trichomonas vaginalis G3 is the source of this 660-nucleotide messenger RNA. RefSeq names its product galactose-binding domain-like family. NCBI's taxonomy places the organism in Eukaryota, Parabasalia, Trichomonadida, Trichomonadidae. The record is from RefSeq and is a predicted model, not a curated record. The transcript has a single exon. Bases 1 to 660 code for a protein of 219 amino acids.
AUGCUGAAUUUUCUGAUUUUUGAGAUAUCAAAGGGCCACACAGAUAGAAUUCUCCAAAAAGCAUACGAAGAAGGGACUCUACAAUACUUUGCCAGUGGAAGUUCUAAGCAAUAUAUCAAUGGAUCUCCCCAAAUGACAGAUCCUAUUUAUGCUCUUGACCAGAAACCAAAAUUAUACGAUUGGUGCUCAAACUGUGGCACAAAGUUAGUAGAAAAACCAUGGAUCGCGGUUGCAGUCAAAAAUAAAAUUAUAAAUAUUCGCGGUUACUAUCUUAAAGCGGGCUGUUGCUACACAGGUUGUUGCUAUGAGGAAGUUGGCUACUAUUGCAGGUGCUGUCUUUACACUUGGGCCUUACAAAUUUCUAAUGAUAAUAAGGAAUGGACAGACAUCCAUACUAUCGAGAAAGAAGGUACAAUGGAAUAUUGCGCCGAACGAACAUACGAAUUUAAGAAGAGUUACUCUGCGAAAUACGUCAGACUUAUCCAGAAAGAACCUUAUCCAGGAGAGCCAGCAUGUAUCGCUCUCAACCAAAUAGAACUCUUCGGUAGUGCGACUGUUGGCGGAUCUGACGACGCAGAUGACGAUUUCAUAUCUUAUCACGACGACGAUGAAGAUGUAAGCAUUAUCGGUCAUGUAUCCCCUAAUACACUUAGGAAGUAA